Mobula hypostoma (lesser devil ray) is the source of this 2144-nucleotide messenger RNA. It is a transcript of the gene c9h12orf56, whose product is annotated as chromosome 9 C12orf56 homolog. The record is from RefSeq and is a predicted model, not a curated record. Bases 76 to 1983 code for a protein of 635 amino acids. The transcript is spliced from 13 exons. Lineage: Eukaryota; Metazoa; Chordata; Chondrichthyes; Myliobatiformes; Myliobatidae.
UGUCAACACUCAUCGGUGAUAGUUUGCACUCGAAAGCAGCAGUAACUUUGUCCGUUUUAAUCUUUCCUCCUGUAUAUGGCGAGAAAAGAGCUGGAUCUGUUCCCUUUCAAGCGGCACGAUAAACUCGAUUUCUUUCUGAAAAGACACUUGGACGAGAGCGUCUUCAAUAAGAUCCGAAUGUACGAAGCGUGCAUCGUAGUGACAGAGAAGAAGCACAAGAAAACCUUCGACUUUGUCAUCCUUACCGACGAAUGCAUUUAUUUGACGCAAAACCCACCCAAGACCAUCCACGAGGCCGUACAUCUCGGCGACGUUGUUGCCAUUGAGCUGGUCGACGAUUACCCUGACUUUCUGAGUGGCCGAGACCGUGAAUCUGCACAACAUAUCCGCAUCAGUUCCAUUGCACGGACAGCAAAGAAACAACACAAAACAGCGGCCAGCAGCAGCAAAUACAAACCUGCUCGUAUCGGUGGCAGAAGGAAGUUUGGCCAUGAGGAAGUUGAGACAAACCUCAGCAGCCCGGGUAAACUCAACCCCAAGCAGGACAAGCCUCUGAGGGAAUUCUCUCUCGGGAAGGGUGCAGCCUUUGCCGUGGAGUCCAAUCCUGGAGUGACCUGUGCAGCCCCGUGCCCACCUCCCGACCUGAAGAAUCUGAAACUGUCCGAGAGGCGCAAAGAGGAGCGUCCGGUGCCCAGUUCCGCGAGUGCCCGUCCACUGCCGGUCCCUCCGAGGGAAAGGCCGGCCGGCUGCCUGGCGUCGAAUGCGUCAGCUGAGAACCCGGCUCCGGUGGAACUGCUCCCAGCCAAUCGAUGUCUUAGCCAGCGAAAGGAGCAGCAACUCGAUAUAUGUGACUCCACCCCCGAUGCAGAAAAGAGGAUAAACAGCCAAUCGGUUGAAAGGGAACUGGAGCUCCAUCUUUACAUCAUCUCCAUGUCUUCUCUCAUAUUUCUCCAUUUAAAAAGUGCGUGGAACAAUUUUAUGAUACAGUCGACGCUGAUGCAGGACCCAGCCUACGCCCAAGUGAGUGCUUCAGCAUCUCCCGCCCGAGGUCCCAAGGCACACAGUUCAGAGGGGAUUAAUAAACUCUUCAAUCAACUGGGCUCAGAACUGCUUCACGGAAGCAGCACGUUGGCGAGGACCUGCUCCCUGUUGAGGGAGCUGAAAGCCGCGGCCCUCAGGAGCUUCACCAUCAAAAAACUCUUCUGGAAAUCAAACGACUUCUACCCCUUUCUGGUUGGAAAACUUCAGCAACAUUUGCCAAGUUUGCAGGAUUUGAGCCACCAGCAAGACGAGAGGAAAACCAAAGAGAACCUACAGUUUUGUACUUUGAUCGUGGAGACAUUGGGUGUAAUGUUCAGGGAAACAGAGACUGAACCAACACGCCUGGCGCUUCUCAAUGCCGAGCGGGGCCUCCUGGUUGUCAACCUGUUGAAGAUCUUAAUCAACGGGCCUCAGGUCUCCAAGGACUGUGCCGCGGAUGGUGACGGGCCGCCCUUCGGGUGUGUGAUCGCGGCCGCGCCUCAGAGCGAGGAGUUGCAGAAGCUGCUGCUGGAGUAUAAUGACGCAGUGGUAUCGGCUCUGUAUGAAAUCUUCCUCAUUACACACCAAGGAAGCUGGGGUUCAGGCUCAGGAAACGUGAUGACAGUGGGAUGGUUAAUGGCCGCUCUGCAGGGACUUCCAGCCACGUUCUUUUUCAUCGACCACAUGAUGAAACGCAUCAUUAGGAUGGUUCUGCCUCCGGUUCAUCUCGUGAGCCCCACCCAGGCUUUGCUGCUUUUCCAGCGGCUCUACGUCCUGAACACCUGCCUUCAGUACGGCAGUAGGCUGGCAGAGCACAUCAGGACUAAAUACUGCGAGGAGUUCAGGUAUUAUAUCCAGAAGGCCACGGUGGAAGCAAUGCUCCCAGUCCAUUAUGCCGUCUCACAGCCUGCAAUCAGACUCCUCCAACAAGUACUUGGCUGCAUCCUGCAAAAGCCCAUCUAAACAUCCGCGUCUCCAGGAGGAUUAAAGUAAUGUUGGUUGUGUGGACCAAGAACUGAAGUGUCAAACCAGCUUUAUCCACAAAGAUGCUAUACACUGUAUAUUAUUACUUAGUUUCUUUGGCUUUAAAAUUAUAUGUUGAUGCAAUUUUGAAGUUCCAUCUG